AUGGCCGAUGACGCUGUCAAAAGCGUGUCCGUUGGGGCGGAGAGUGCGUCAACAGAGGAUCUGGAGCUGACUCCCCAGGAGCAGCGACGGGUCAUCCGUCGUGUGGAUAUGCGGUUGAUUAUGAUGCUAGGGCUGCUGCAUACCGUGUCGCUGAUUGACCGGGGAAAUCUGUCCACUGCGGCGGUGGCAGGUAUGUUGAAAGAUUUGCAUCUACAUGGGAAUCAAUAUAAUGUCAUCGCCGUCGUCUUCUUCCCGCCGUAUAUCUGUCUCCAGAUGCUCGGUCCGGUGCUGAUUCGCAAGCUGGGACCGAAAGUCUUCUUAUCCAGUAUCUGCUUCGUAUGGGGAGUCACCAUGAUGUGCGGUGGCUUCGUCCACAACUGGACCCAACCAGUCGGCAUUCGAAUCAUCAUCGGAACCCUAGAAGCCGGGUUCUUCCCAGCCGCUGUAUAA
Aspergillus ibericus CBS 121593 is the source of this 450-nucleotide messenger RNA. RefSeq names its product MFS general substrate transporter. The transcript has 3 exons. Gene Ontology annotation, biological process: transmembrane transport. The record is from RefSeq and is a predicted model, not a curated record. Gene Ontology annotation, molecular function: transmembrane transporter activity. NCBI's taxonomy places the organism in Eukaryota, Fungi, Ascomycota, Eurotiomycetes, Eurotiales, Aspergillaceae. Gene Ontology annotation, cellular component: membrane. Bases 1 to 450 code for a protein of 149 amino acids.